Echinococcus granulosus is the source of this 3030-nucleotide messenger RNA. RefSeq names its product Solute carrier family 28 member 3. Gene Ontology annotation, molecular function: calcium-dependent phospholipid binding; calcium ion binding; nucleoside:sodium symporter activity. Lineage: Eukaryota; Metazoa; Platyhelminthes; Cestoda; Cyclophyllidea; Taeniidae. The coding region runs from base 1 to 3030 and encodes 1009 amino acids. The record is from RefSeq and is a predicted model, not a curated record. The transcript has 22 exons. Gene Ontology annotation, cellular component: membrane. Gene Ontology annotation, biological process: nucleoside transmembrane transport.
AUGACCAGGUUUGAAAAUAGCACCCGCUGUUUCGAUGAAACGGAACCUCGCGAGACAGAAGAGAUAGAACCACUGAAUUCCAUCGAGAAGCAACUCUACGAUGAUAUUGCCAAGAUUUUGCCUACACCCACAUGCGAGUGGACGGAGAGUGACUUUCCCGACUUGCCUAACCAUCCAGACAAUGUACUUACCGGUCUCCUGCAGGCUUAUUCACGUUUCCUCCAUCGGUUUGACACAUCCGGGAGAUGCGUGGAGGGUGAGGAUGCCUCAACGACUGCUCUCUCACCCGGAAGCAUUUUGGAACUGCUGUUGAAAAUCGGCAUCCUUGUGGGAGAUGUCAUUUUUGUCGCCUACGCUGUAAAAGUGCGGCGACAGGAAGCAGAGGCUGAUAUCACGCUUUUGUGGAUGUCCACCAUUUUCUGGCUCAUUCUACUCUGGUUAAUAUUCAAGCAUCUCAAAGUGCUGGGAAAGGAGCGCGGCGGCUGUUUUCACUUCUUCGUUUGCUUGGCGGACAGAUUUCUGAUGGUGGUACUGGGUCUUAUUACAGCGCUCUACCUAAUUUUCUUUGUCCUGAUGCGGAAUCCCAGAAAUUUUGUCUCCCUCAUUGGUAUUGUGGCAAUGGUCCUGAUAUGCAUGCUCAUUUCCGUUCAUCCAGCCAAGAUAAAGUGGCAACCAGUUCUGAUGGGCUUCUUUCUGCAAUUCACCUUUGCAGUCCUCACUUUGCAGACAAAGUUUGGAUACACUGUUUUCGAGUUUAUUGGGGCUCAAACUACUGCGCUCAUGGAUAAUAGCGGGGUCGGGGCGUCGUUUGUUUUCGGCGACCUCUUUCAGGUCGAAUGUUUUGCAAUCAAGGUUUUACCUUUGGUCGUGUUCUUUUCGUCAUUUAUUUCAAUAAUGUUUCACCUCGGGUGGGUUCAACAAUUCAUAAUACAACCAUCAAAUUUUAUUCGGCACAUAAUGGGAACCACGGGACCUGAGGCAAUCAACGCCAUCACAAAUAUUUUUCUUUCAAUGAAUGAGGCACCACUGCUGAUCAAGCCCUACAUGUCUCAAAUGACAAAUUCGGAAUUGCAUGCCAUAAUGGUGAAUGGCUUUGCUUCGAUUGCCGGACCUGUCAUGGUGGUUUACAUCACCUUUGGGGUCCCCGCAAAUCACCUCCUGAUUGCCUGUGUCAUGUCGGCACCGGCAGCUCUUGCCAUAGCAAAAAUUAUCUACCCGGAGACAAAACAGGCGCCCUUGGCCAAGGGCAUAAAGAAGACACUUCAUUCCAGCCCUUUCACCAAUCUUAUUGAGGCGGCAACGGUUGGCGCAUUGGAGGCGAUACCACUGUGUGCUGGUAUUAUUGUCAAUCUAAUGGCCUUUCUCAGCAUCUUCAGCGUUUUUAACCGCAUUCUGACCUGGCUCGGCCAUCGAAUCGGCAUGGCUCAGGAUCUCACUUUUGAGGGAAGUGUCUGCUUUGUGUUAAGGCUGUACACCGCGGAAUUGAUAUUUGCCUACUUACUUUGGCUCCUGGCGUUCGGAAUGGGGGUACCAGCAGAGGAUUGCUUUAAGGUUGGAGAGUUGGUUGGUAUAAAAACGGUGCUGAGUGAAUUUAUUGCCUUCAAGAGGUUGGGUCAACUGAUUGAGGAUUCCUCCGUUUACGACUCCUUCCAUAAUAAAUCUCUACCUGUCACAUAUUUGGCAAACGGUUCCAUCAUUAUCACGGAUGGUCUCAGCAAUCGAACCCUUCAAUACGGCUUUCUUCAUGCAACCGUGAUUUCAUCCUAUGCACUAUGCGGAUUCGCGAACGUUGGCUCAGUGGGCAUUCUCUUAGGCACAUUCAUUAAAUUGCUGCCUCACAGACGCAAGGAUCUCUCCGGUAUGGUUGUGCAUGGCAUGAUCGGAGGCACUAUUGCUGCCUUUGUUACUGCAUGCUUUGCUGAGGCGGAGGCUUCUGCCACUUGGCACCACGAAAGCUCACGUAAGCUAAGUUCAAUUUCAACGCUACGCCCUGUACCCUCGAUCCACAUUAAAGAAGUCGUGAGAGAAAUAGCCAUCAAUUUCGAUCAGAAAAUGGUACGAGGGGGGACUGUCCAGCCUGCAUCUUCCAUGAAUCCACGAGCGGAUGCUGAAGCCGUGGCUGAGGCUUUCAAAGGAAUGGGGUAUAAAAAGGAUGUAUUGUUGGAUAUUUUUACCAACCGAUCGACAUUUCAACGCAGUCUCAUUUUGAAUGCCUAUAAGGCGGGUUUCGGUGAGUCCUUGAAACAGAGAGUGAGGUCAGAGAUUAAUGGGGAUUUCAAAAUUUGCCUCCUCUCCUCCUUUGACGAUCAAAGUCAUGCCGAUGCCAGAGCGCUUUUCAAAGCCAUGUCAGGCAUCAGCACACACGACAAAACCCUCAUGGAGGUCAUUUGCACCUCCACCAAUCAGGAAAUUCGCGACAUCAAAUUAGCUUAUCAAGACAUAUUACAGGAGGAGAAUAAAGACAAUAAAACAAGAAACUUGGAGGGUGAUUUGAAGUCCUGCACAUCCGGCAACUUCCAGCGACUUCUAGUUGCGGUGAGCCAGGGAAGGCGCAGUGAGACUGUAGAUCCUCAAAUCGCCUCAAUAGACGCAAAGAUUCUCUACGAUGCCGGAGAAGGACGAAUGGGAACGGACGACUCCACAUUCAUUCGCAUAUUCGCCUCUCGAAGUUGGGAGAGCCUGCGAAAGACCGACGAGGUGUAUGCAGAGUCAUUUGGACAUGGACUGUAUGAGGCAGUGGAAAAGGAGACGCGGGGCAGCUUUCGGAGGGGUCUUCAGCUUAUUUUGGAGGCUGCCACUGAUCGAAUCAAAUGCUACGCAAAAAUACUCUACGACUCAAUGAAGGGAGUAGGCACUCGAGAUGAAACCCUAAUAAGGAUGAUAGUUGGACACUCCGAGACGGAUCUCGCUUUGAUUAGGCAUUACUUCAACGCAAAUUAUCCACAGACUUUAAGUGGAAUGAUUAAAGCGGAUACGCAUGGCGAUUACCAACAAUUUCUCCUCGCAAUCCUUCGAGAAUCGGACAGCUGA